GCGGGGGCAGCGGCAACCCCGGCGCCGCGGCAAGGACUCGGAGGGCUGAGGCGCGGCGGCGGCACGGGGUGCGCGGGGCGCGGCGGCCGGAGCCCGGGGCCCGCCAUGGGCCGCCCCGAACGGGGCGCGCUCCGGCCGCUGGCGCUGCUGCUGCUGCUGCUGCUGCAGCUCCAGCAUCUUGAGGCGGCAGCGGAUCCACUGCGCGGCGGCCAAGGGUCGGUCAAGGAGUGCGAAGAGGACCAGUUCCGGUGCCGGAACGAGCGCUGCAUCCCCUCUGUGUGGAGAUGCGACGAGGACGACGACUGCUCGGACAACAGCGACGAGGAUGACUGCCCCAAGAAGACCUGUGCAAACAGCGACUUCACCUGUGAUGACGGCCACUGCAUCCGAGAGCGGUGGAAGUGCGAUGGCGAGGAGGAGUGUCCCGACGGCUCCGACGAGUCCGAGGCCACUUGCACCAAGCAGGUGUGUCCCGCAGAGAAGCUGAGCUGUGGACCCACCAGCCACAAGUGUGUGCCUGCUUCCUGGCGCUGUGAUGGGGAGAAGGACUGCGAGAGCGGAGUGGACGAGGCCGGCUGCGCCACCUUGUGCGCCCCGCACGAGUUCCAGUGCAGCAACCGCUCUUGCCUGGCCGCCGUGUUCGUGUGCGACGGCGACGACGACUGUGGCGACGGCAGCGACGAGCGUGGCUGCGCCGACCCGGCCUGCGGGCCCCGCGAAUUCCGCUGCGGCGGCGACGGCGGCGCCUGCAUCCCCGAGCGCUGGGUCUGUGACCGCCAGUUCGACUGCGAGGACCGCUCGGACGAGGCGGCCGAGCUCUGCGGCCGCGCGGGCCCCAGGGCCACGUCCGCGCCCGCCGCCUGCGCCGCUGCCGCCCAGUUCGCCUGCCGCAGCGGCGAGUGCGUGCACCUGGGCUGGCGCUGCGACGGCGACCGCGACUGCAAGGACAAGUCGGACGAGGCCGACUGCCCGCUGGGCACCUGCCGUGGAGACGAGUUCCAGUGUGGGGAUGGGACUUGUGUCCCUGCCAUCAAGCGCUGCAACCAGGAACAGGACUGUCCAGACAGGAGUGAUGAAGCUGGCUGCCUGCAGGAGUCAACAUGUGAGGGUCCCCGCAGAUUUCAGUGUAAGAGUGGCGAGUGCGUGGACGGCGGGAAAGUGUGUGAUGCUCAGAGGGACUGCCGGGACUGGUCAGAUGAGCCUCUGAAAGAGUGUGUUCUGCCAACAUCCCAGAGAAACAGGAGGCGGCCCAGGGGUAAAGAGGAGCAUUCCCUAAGCAUGGCUCAGGCUGGAGGGCUGAACGAGUGUCUGCACAACAAUGGCGGCUGUUCCCACAUCUGCACUGACCUCAAGAUCGGCUUUGAGUGCACGUGCCCAUCAGGCUACCGGCUCCUGGACCAGAAGACCUGUGGUGACAUUGACGAGUGUGAGGACCCAGAUGCCUGCAGCCAGAUCUGUGUCAAUUACAAGGGCUACUUUAAGUGCGAGUGCCACCCUGGCUACGAGAUGGACACCCUGACCAAGAACUGCAAGGCCGUCGCUGGCAGAAGCCCGUCCCUAAUCUUCACCAACCGGCACGAAGUGCGGAGGAUAGACCUGGUGAAGCGGGACUACUCGCGUCUCAUCCCCAUGCUCAAGAACGUCGUGGCGCUGGACGUCGAAGUUGCCACCAAUCGCAUCUACUGGUGUGACCUCUCCUACCGCAAGAUCUACAGCGCCUACAUGGACAAAGCCAGCGACCCGGCAGAGCAGGAGGUCCUCAUUGGCAAGCAGCUGCACUCUCCGGAGGGCCUGGCAGUGGACUGGGUCCACAAGCACAUCUACUGGACCGACUCGGGCAACAAGACCAUCUCGGUGGCCACAGUUGAUGGCGGACGCCGCUGCACUCUCUUCAGCCGUGACCUCAGUGAACCCCGGGCCAUUGCCGUCGACCCCCUGCGAGGGUUCGUGUAUUGGUCUGACUGGGGGUACGAGGCUAAGAUCGAGAAGUCUGGGCUCAACGGUAUGCACCGGCAGACACUGGUGUCAGACGGUAUUGAGUGGCCCAACGGAAUCACCCUGGAUUUGCUGAACCAGCGCUUGUACUGGGUGGACUCCAAGCUGCACCAGCUGUCCAGCAUUGACUUCAGCGGAGGCAACAGGAAGAUGCUGAUUUCCUCCCCUGACUUCCUGAGCCACCCUUUCGGGAUAGCUGUGUUUGAGGACAAGGUGUUCUGGACAGACCUGGAGAAUGAGGCCAUUUUCAGUGCAAAUCGGCUCAAUGGCCUGGAAAUCUCCGUCCUAGCUGAGAACCUCAAUAACCCACAUGACAUUGUCAUCUUCCAUGAGCUGAAGCAGCCAAGAGCUGCAGACGCCUGCGAGCUGAGUGCCCAGCCCAAUGGAGGCUGUGAGUACCUGUGCCUUCCUGCUCCUCAGAUCUCCAGCCACUCCCCCAAGUAUACUUGUGCCUGUCCUGACACAAUGCGACUGGGCCCUGACAUGAAGAGGUGCUACCGAGCACCUCAGUCUACCUCAACUACGACGUUAGCCUCCACCACAACGAGGACAGUAGCCGACACCACCAGAGCCCCUGGGACCACCGUCCACAGCCCCGCCUACCAGAACCACAGCACAGAGACACCGAGCCUGGCAGCAGCGGUCCCAGGCUCAGUUAGUGUCCCCAGGGCUCCCAGCAUCAGCCCGUCUACCCCAAGCCCUGCAACCAGCAACCACUCCCAGCACUAUGGGAAUGAAAGUGGCAAGAUGGGCUCAACAGUCACUGCUGCUGUCAUUGGGAUCAUUGUGCCUAUGGUGGUUAUAGCCCUGCUGUGCAUGAGUGGCUACCUGAUCUGGAGAAACUGGAAGCGGAAGAACACCAAAAGCAUGAAUUUCGACAACCCCGUAUACAGGAAAACGACAGAAGAAGAGGAUGAGGAUGAGCUCCACAUAGGGAGGGCUGCUCAGAUUGGCCAUGUCUAUCCAGCAGCGAUCAGCAGCUUUGAUCACCCACUGUGGGCAGAGCCCUGUCUUGGGGAGACCAGAGAAAUGGAAGACCCAGCCCCUGCCCUCAAGGAGCUUUUUGUCUUGCCGGGGGAACCAAGGUCACAGCUGCACCAACUCCCGAAGAACCCUCUUUCCGAGCUGCCUGUCGUCAAGUGCAAGCGAGUGGCAUUAAGCCUUGAAGAUGAUGGACUGCCCUGAGGAUGGGACCACUCCCUUCGUGCCUCACGGAAUUCAGUCCCAUGCACUACACCCUGGACGGUGUAUGCCUGGAUGGAAGGGUUUCUGUACAUGAGUCUGUGUGUCUGUGUGUGUGUGUGCGUGUGUAAUUUUUUUUAAUUUAUAUUGCGGAAAGGUAACCACAAAGUUAUGAUGAACUGCAAACAUCCAAAGGAUGUGAGAGUUUUUAUAUGUAUAAUGUUUUAUACACUUUUUAACUGGUUGCACUACCCAUGAGGAAUUCAUGGAAUAGCUACUGCUGAGUGACUAACGUGAUGUACAUAACCAAAUGGGGCCGAUGGUACAGUAGCUUACUCAUCAUUUAAAAAUUAUAUUUACAGAGGGUAUUUGGUUUUGGGGGGCUUUUUUAGGUUUCAGAGUUUUUUUUUUUGUAAAUAGAAUGAUUAUGCUUUGUGGCUAUCCAUCAA
Molecule: messenger RNA, 3626 nt
Organism: Physeter macrocephalus (sperm whale)
Lineage: Eukaryota; Metazoa; Chordata; Mammalia; Artiodactyla; Physeteridae
Gene: LRP8
Product: LDL receptor related protein 8
Exons: 21
Coding region: 106-3180 (1024 amino acids)
Biological process (GO): ventral spinal cord development
Cellular component (GO): caveola; plasma membrane
Molecular function (GO): protein binding; calcium ion binding
Source: RefSeq, a predicted model, not a curated record